Molecule: messenger RNA, 1791 nt
Organism: Blumeria graminis f. sp. triticale
Lineage: Eukaryota; Fungi; Ascomycota; Leotiomycetes; Helotiales; Erysiphaceae
Source: the annotation of a GenBank genome assembly
AUGGAUCGAACUAUCGGAGUCUUGGGCGGUGGACAACUUGGACAGAUGUUAUGUGAAGCUGCAAAUUCUUUAAGCGUCAAAGUUGUAGUACUUGAUGCUAAAAACUCACCAGCUAAGCAAGUUAACGCUAGGGUCACACACGUCGAUGGUUCAUACACAGAUCCUGAAAAGAUAAGAGAGCUGGCUCGAUUAUCGGAUGUUCUAACGGUAGAAACCGAGCAUGUGGACACCUAUGUAUUGGAAGAUAUAGCAACAAGAGGUGUCAUGAUAAAUGACGAGAAUGGAAGUUCCAAAUUGAAAAUGGUCGAUAUCCAACCAUGUUGGAGAACAAUUCGAACCAUACAGGAUAAAUACGUUCAAAAAGAACAUCUUAUGAAAAAUGGACUCCAAACUGUUCCUCAUCGAUCACUUAAUUCGAAUCCGGAGGAGCUUAUUGGAUUUGCCCAGGAGUUUGGGUUCCCAUUCAUGCUAAAGACUAAGAAAGGAGCCUAUGACGGAAAAGGGAAUUAUGUCAUUAAAUCUUCUGCUGAUAUCAAUGAUGCAUUGAAUGCUCUAAAAGGACAGGAAUUAUAUGCUGAAAAAUGGGCUAAUUAUAGAAUGGAAAUUGCUGUUAUGGUAGCCAAAACCGAAGACAGUGUGAGCAUGAGUGGGGAAGCAACAGUCGCAUAUCCUGCCGUUGAAACAGUGCAGGAGGACAACGUUUGCAAGCUAGUCUAUGCGCCUGCACGAAAUAUUUCAGAUGAGAUAUUGAAGAACUCUCAGGAUAUUGCCCGCAAAGCCGUGGGGAGUCUAUGGGGAAAGGGAGUCUUCGGGGUAGAACUAUUUCUACUUGAUGAUGACACCCUUCUUGUCAAUGAAAUUGCGCCACGGCCACAUAAUUCUGGUCAUUACACAAUUGAAGCGUGUCCGACUUUUUCUCAAUUCAAGGCUCAUAUCCUUUCCAUUCUUGAUAUUAUGCCUAAAUUUACUGACUCCGUUAUACCGUGCAUGGCACCAGCAAGUAUCAUGUUAAAUAUUCUAGGUGGAGCUUUACCAAGUUCACACGAAGAAAUGGUACAAUGUGCUGUAUCAAUUCCUUCAGUGGGACUACACAUGUAUGGUAAGGAAUCAAAACCUGGAAGGAAAAUAGGGCACGCAACAAUUGUCUCCAAGGAUAUGAUGGAAGCUGAAAAAUCGUUGGCGCAUCUGGUGCAUCUUGCAGAUAUAUGUCGAUCUGCAAGGAAAAAUAUACCAGUACCCUCUAUUGGCUUGACUACAUCUACCUCUAAAGCCUCUUCUACUGUUAACCCACUUAUAGCUAUCACCAUGGGAUCCGACUCGGAUCUUCCUGUGAUGAAGCCUGGCCUCUCACUAUUGGAGACGCUAGGAAUUCCGUUCUUCGUAACAAUCACUUCGGCACACCGCACCCCCGAACGCAUGCUGGAAUUCGCUGCUUCAGCCGCUUCGAGAGGUUUCAAGGUUAUCAUUGCGGCGGCAGGUGGUGCGGCUCAUUUACCGGGAAUGCUUGCUGCCAGCACACCCUUGCCGGUGAUCGGAGUACCUGUACGAGGUAGUACAUUGGACGGUAUGGAUAGUCUAUUAAGUAUAGUCCAAAUGCCUCGAGGUGUACCAGUAGCCACAGUGGCUAUUAACAAUAGCGUCAAUGCGGCUCUAUUAGCUUGUAGGAUUCUCGGUGCGAGCGACUUGAAUAUUAGAAAAAUUCUAGUUAGCUACGCAGAAAAAAUGAAAGAUGAAGCAACUGAGAAAGGAAAAAAGCUGGAAAAUGUCGGUGCAAGUUUGUAUGAAAUGUGA